Messenger RNA from Cyphellophora europaea CBS 101466, 348 nucleotides. RefSeq lists its product as uncharacterized. The record is from RefSeq and is a predicted model, not a curated record. Bases 1 to 348 code for a protein of 115 amino acids. NCBI's taxonomy places the organism in Eukaryota, Fungi, Ascomycota, Eurotiomycetes, Chaetothyriales, Cyphellophoraceae. The transcript has a single exon.
AUGUCAGCAUCAAAGCCUCCGAGUCCUGACAGUGCCGCCGCUGCCGCCCGCGUUCCCGAAAGCCUCUUCUCCAGGAUGGUCGUAGGACCAGUCCUCUUCGUUUCUUUCCUCCUCUCUCUGCUGCUAGUCGAUCGGAAGACGUACAGCAGCAUCUUGGGACCCAAUCAUGACGCCCAUGGCUACUACCACUCUCACCAGCGCAAGCUUGCCAGAUCGGAAAUGGACCAGGCUUUUCAGAAUCGGAGCAGAGUGAUUGCUGGGAUGUGCAUGAUAAGCGGCAUCGCCAGUGCCAUUGUGCUGUGGAUCAUUUCGAGCGGCUGGUAUUACCUUCGGGGUGGACAAUCCUGA